Molecule: messenger RNA, 1729 nt
Organism: Falco peregrinus (peregrine falcon)
Lineage: Eukaryota; Metazoa; Chordata; Aves; Falconiformes; Falconidae
Gene: AMN
Product: amnion associated transmembrane protein
Exons: 12
Coding region: 84-1520 (478 amino acids)
Biological process (GO): receptor-mediated endocytosis; intracellular protein localization
Cellular component (GO): endocytic vesicle; apical plasma membrane
Source: RefSeq, a predicted model, not a curated record
GCCCAUCACGUGCUGCCAGGAAGAGGGUCCAAGGUCCAGCUGGGCAGGGGCUGCAGAGGCGAGGGCUGGCAGCCUGCUGCGAAAUGAAGCACCUGUUCCUCCUCCUCGGUGUCCUGCAGCUCCUCGCUGCCACUGCCGCCGUGUACAAGCAGUGGAUCCCCAACACCAAUUUUGAAGCCGCCUCCAACUGGGAUAAAGGCAGAGCCCCCUGUGCCGGUGAUGUGGUUCAUUUUGAGGAGAAUAAGGUGGUCUCGGUCUUCAUCAGCUCUCCCCACGCACUGACAGAGGUGUACCUGCCCCUGAAUGGAGAAUUGGUGCUGGCAUCUGGUGCAGGAUUCGCAGCUUUCGAUGGCAGCUGGGAUCCAGGCUGUGACUCAGGUGCAACAGUGAGUUUUGCCGAUGCCGAGCACCGCGCAUGGUUUGACCCCACACUGUGGCAGGCUGUGUCCCCCGGCGGGGAGCUGGAGCCAAGCGGGAGCAUCUUUUCAGUGGAUGAGGAACGAGUCCCGUGCAGCUAUGAUGAUGUUAUCUUCCAGCCUGAAACCUCCUUCCGGGUAAACGUUGACUCAUCACGGCGAGUGAUUCACGUCCGCAGCCUCUCUCUCAUGGGCCAGGAGUUCAGCAGCCCAGAGGCCUGGGCUGGGUACCUGCGGGGUCCCUCCGCCCCGCUGCAUUUUCACGGCAAUGGUACUCUCCAAGUGACAGGCACCGGCUGUCCUGACAAGUCUGGCUGUGCCUGCGGGAACGCCCCGGAUGGCCACCGCAUCUGUGCGGCCCUGCUUGGGGUGUCAGGGCGGCAGUGCCCAGCGCCGGCGUGCCAGAGCCCUUUGCAGCCCCUUGGCCACUGCUGCAGGGUCUGUGGAGCCACUGUUAACCUGGAUUUCACUCCCGAUUUUGACCUGCAGAAGUACCGGGACAGAGUGGUCCAAGCCUUGCUGAGCCAGCCCAAGUACGCUGGCGUGCAGAUGGCCAUAUCCAAGGUGCACAAAGAGCAGACCUUCCUGGGAGUCAUACCUCGAGGUUCCGUUCCUCUCAUCCAAAUUGUGCUGAUUGAUAAUGGAACAGGAGCGCAGAUGGGCACCACUGCAGAGCAACUGGCAGCAGACAUCGUGGAGGACACAGCACAGCACGGUGAAACACUGGGCAUUUCAAGUGCCAAACUGGAGGUGGCCACUGGCAGCACUUUCAGCGGGCAAGUGGGGAGCCAUGCCUUGAGCAGGAUCACAGCAGGGAUGGUCUCGGGGCUGCUCUUCUGUCUGCUGUUCCUUGGGGGCAUGUUCUUUCUCAACAGGAAGGGAAAGCUAAGGUUGCCUGCCCUGCACCUCCACCGGCCCUGGGACAGAGCAGAGGACCCGGCGUCCCCUGCACCAGCCAGUGACAAGGGCUUCGACAACCCCAUGUUUGACGUGGAGCCACCAGUCACUGACCCUGGAGAGGAGAUACCGCAGGAGAUGGCUCCCAAAGACCACCAGGUCUUCUACUUCAACCCUCUGUACAAUGCAAGCGAGACAGAGGCCUGAUUCUGGGGGCAGCCACCACCUCCCCAGGGACACCAUCGCCUCUCCAGCCCUCACAGCCCCUCACAUCACUCCUGGUGGGAUCUAAACCACAGGCAGAUCCCAACUGAAUAAAAGUGUCUGCACGAUGAAGGAAAUGACAGCAAACCUUCGCCAUUAGGGAUCAGCCACACAGGCACGGCCUCUCUGGUGUUGCUUCUGGGUUUUAAACG